GCCCCUCCCCCCUCUCUCCUGCCGGCUCCGAAGAGCGGCGAGGCUGAGGCGGCGCCUUCUGGAAGCUUCGCGGCGGGGAUCGUUAGUGCGGGUGGGCCAGGGUGAUCCGUCUCCAUCCGGAGCUCAGAAGCAGCGGGGCGCGGAGGAGUCGCCAUGCCGGAGAACGCGGGGCCCAGAGCUUUCCCGGGCGGCAACGGGGGCCGCAAAAGAGGCGCCUACCAGGACCGGGACAAGCCCGCGCAGAUCCGCUUCAGCAACAUCUCCGCAGGCAAAGCGGUUGCUGAUGCUAUUAGAACAAGCCUUGGACCAAAAGGAAUGGAUAAAAUGAUUCAAGAUGGUAAAGGAGAUGUGAUGAUUACAAAUGAUGGUGCAACUAUUCUGAAACAAAUGCAGGUUCUACAUCCUGCAGCCAAAAUGUUGGUAGAGCUGUCCAAGGCACAAGAUAUUGAAGCUGGUGAUGGCACCACAUCUGUUGUUAUCAUUGCUGGUGCUCUCUUGGAUGCAUGUUCCAGACUUCUUCAGAAGGGAAUUCAUCCCACCAUCAUUUCGGAGUCAUUCCAGAAAGCUUUGGAUAAGAGUAUUGAAGUCUUGACCGACAUGGGACAGCCAGUUGAACUAAGCGACAGAGAAACCUUGCUAAAUAGUGCGACUACUUCACUGAAUUCAAAGGUUGUAUCUCAGUACUCUAGUCUCCUUUCUCCAAUGAGUGUGGAUGCAGUGAUGAAGGUGAUUGAUCCAACUACAGCUAGCGGUGUAGAUCUUAGAGAUGUCAAAAUCGUUAAAAAGCUUGGUGGAACAAUUGAUGAUUGUGAACUGGUUGAAGGACUAGUCCUCACUCAGAAGCUGGCGAAUACUGGUGUAACUAGAGUGGAAAAAGCCAAGAUUGGUCUCAUUCAGUUUUGCCUGUCUGCUCCAAAGACUGAUAUGGACAACCAGAUUGUUGUUUCUGACUAUGCUCAAAUGGAUAGAGUAUUGCGCGAAGAGAGAGCCUACAUUCUAAACUUAGUUAAACAAAUUAAAAAGGCUGGAUGCAAUGUGCUGCUCAUUCAGAAGUCUAUUCUACGGGACGCUCUUAGUGAUCUAGCGCUACAUUUCUUGAACAAAAUGAAGAUCAUGGUGAUUAAAGAUAUUGAAAGAGAAGACAUUGAAUUUAUCUGUAAGACAAUUGGAACCAAGCCAGUUGCUCACAUUGAUCAGUUCAUUGCUGAUACAUUGGGAUCUGCUGAAUUGGCAGAGGAGGUCAACCUAAAUGGUUCCGGGAAGCUAAUAAAGAUUACAGGCUGUACAAGCCCUGGAAAAACUGUUACAAUUGUGGUACGUGGAUCCAACAAACUAGUUAUGGAAGAAGCUGAGCGUUCAAUUCACGAUGCUCUGUGUGUCAUACGUUGUUUAGUAAAAAAAAGAGCUCUAAUUGCGGGAGGUGGAGCACCAGAGAUAGAAUUAGCACUGCGCUUGAAUGAGUAUGCUCGCACUUUGAGUGGUAUGGACUCAUACUGUGUCCGUGCAUAUGGAGAUGCAAUGGAAGUCAUCCCAUCUACACUGGCUGAAAAUGCAGGCCUUAAUCCUAUUUCUACUGUAACAGAGCUGCGAAACAGACAUGCACAAGGAGAGAAAACAGCAGGCAUUAAUAUCAGAAAGGGUGGAAUUUCCAAUAUCCUGGAGGAGUUGGUGGUCCAGCCUCUGUUGGUGUCUCUCAGUGCGCUGACACUAGCUACAGAAACUGUCCGCAGUAUCCUUAAGAUUGAUGAUGUGGUGAACACUCGAUAAGGUGACUAAAGGAAAUGGCAGUACAGGCAAGAGUACCAUGGCGUAGUUUUGGAGUAUGGUUUCUUCACAGAAUCCCUAUGUCAAGCAUUCUGCUAAAACUCACUUAAGUUUAUGUACUUUUAUCAACUUAAUUUAAUAAAAUCUCUGGUUUCAAGAGGCAAA
Caretta caretta (loggerhead turtle) is the source of this 1929-nucleotide messenger RNA. It is a transcript of the gene CCT4, whose product is annotated as chaperonin containing TCP1 subunit 4. Lineage: Eukaryota; Metazoa; Chordata; Testudines; Cheloniidae. Gene Ontology annotation, biological process: protein folding. The record is from RefSeq and is a predicted model, not a curated record. Gene Ontology annotation, molecular function: ATP-dependent protein folding chaperone; ATP binding; ATP hydrolysis activity.